CCGUGCAGCCGAAAACUCGUCACAAUUAAUCGUUACGAUAUCGUAACGUGCGGAGCGGUAUGAUACGAUUAUUUGACAUGCCACGUACGUGUUCGUCUUCGUAUAAAACAGUGUACUUUUGAGAAUUGUAUUUAUGAAUACAACUUCGGUAUGCAUAAUAAAGUGAACAACGCCGUCUGUCUUGAGAUAUGAGAUCGAAAUUCCAAUGACAUCGUGCUGUUUAUUUUCGACGAAUAUCAAUAUGCUUAAAUCAAAAGGAUCGUGAAAAUAAAAGAGUUUAUUUUGAUCUUCAUUCAAAAGUAAUUUUAGGCUUAGCUCUCAAAAUGGAGGGAACUUCUGAAGGUGAUGAGCCGUUUAUCUACCGCCUGAAUGAUAAUGGAACUGGACCGAACCUCGUAGUAAAGGUUUGCGCAGAACGUGGCUGGAGAAUGUAUCAAGGAUAUAACGGCAGUGAAGAGAAGUGGAAUAUUUGGUGGAGAUCAAGCGCAUUUCCCGCUGCCUGCUACAAAACCCUCGGAGAUUGGCAGUUUAUGAACCACAUACCGAAGGGCGGUUCAAUUUGUCGGAAAGAUAAUCUGUCUAGACUGCUUCGUUGUAUGCGAAGAAUAUACGGAACCAUUUAUGAUUUUACGCCUCCUUGCUAUCAUUUACCGCUCGAGUACGCUAAGCUGGUUUCCGAAUGCUCAAGACUUCGUCGAGAUGAAGGUGUUGCUGGGUCCAGCGUCGUUUGGAUCUUCAAGCCGGUGGCACAGAGUCAAGGCAGAGGAAUAUUCCUGUUUCGGAGCGUUUGCGAGAUGAGCUGUGGUACGGCGGCGGUGGUGCAGCGAUAUAUCGAACGGCCAUUACUGAUCGCCGGGUACAAGUUCGAUCUCAGACUGUACGUGUGCGUGCCCAGUUACAGACCGCUUACAGCGUACCUAUAUGCCGAAGGACUCGCGAGAUUUGGAACGGAUAAAUACACAUUAUCAGAUAUUCACAAUCCGUAUAGGCAUCUAACGAAUUCGUCAUUGAAUAAAACCGGACCUCGCUUCGCCGAAUGUAAAGAUAGGAUUGGCAACGGUUGUAAAUGGACAUUAAAGCAAGUACGAAGAGCAUUAAUAGGACGAUGGGGUGCCGCAGAAUGGUUGGUUUGGCAGAGGAUACGAGCGCUGGUGACCCUCACUUUAUUAGCGCAGGCGGCUGGUACUCCUCCAGCUAGGAACUGCUUCGAGUUCUAUGGAUUCGAUGUCCUGCUUGAUGACAGCCUGAAACCUUGGCUCUUGGAGGUCAAUCUUUCACCCGCACUCGGUACCAACUGUGAAGCAGAUAUAAUCGUGAAACAGCCGAUGCUACACGAACUGUUUGAUCUUCUUGGUUUGCCCAUGAAACACACUGGCUUAUCGCAAUUACAAGGUCCACCUAAUACCCAAGUUACAAGUUGUAGUUCAGAGGACGAGAGCGGUACAUCAAAGCCUGUUCGGACAGGAGGCGCGCGGCGUGGACUCCGAUGGAGACGACGCAGGACUUUACCUGUACAUUGCGUUAACUUACAAGCCCCGACAAAUGAAAAGCUAACGGAUACGCCUGGAGAUGGAACCGUUGGAAGACAAUUUAAAAUAUCAUCCGAUAUUUCCACAGAUAGCACUGACUUACAGUCAACUUCGAGUAUGGCCACACAAUCGGCGGAUAAUGCAGACGAAACGUGGCGCGGUGGGUACGCGACGGUUGCGACGCGAAGGAAGAUAAUGAACGCUUGCAGCUGGGGUAACGGCGUGCGGUGGGAUCGAGCUGUGGGGAGAGUGGGUCAAUGGGUGCGAAUAUAUCCACAUUUACUACCUAAUGAAGACCAAGUCCCGAUGGAGGAUGCCCGUGAAAGUGUCGCGCACGUUUCCAAAUUCAUUCGGGCAGCGCGUGAAGUGAGCCGUGAUAGCGGAGGCGAUGCCGCUAUCCGCGAUUCAGCGCGUGACUCUGUUUUCGAGGCCGCACUCCGAAGGAAGCUACAGUAUGGCGCGCAUUUUGAAGUGUGGCAUCCGCCAUUUUGAUGUGAUUAAUGUUUUAAAAUAAAAAUAAUGUAUGUAUAAUAAUUUAAUGUACACAGAAAAUUACAUGUGUUAAU
This is a messenger RNA of Bombyx mandarina (wild silkworm), 2095 nucleotides long. RefSeq names its product putative tubulin polyglutamylase TTLL2. Gene Ontology annotation, biological process: microtubule cytoskeleton organization; protein polyglutamylation. The record is from RefSeq and is a predicted model, not a curated record. Lineage: Eukaryota; Metazoa; Arthropoda; Insecta; Lepidoptera; Bombycidae. Gene Ontology annotation, molecular function: tubulin binding; tubulin-glutamic acid ligase activity. Gene Ontology annotation, cellular component: ciliary basal body.